AUGAUGAACCAAGCGGCACCAAUUCCGUCGGUUCCGGCUCAGAUAUUCGAAGAUGUUCUGAAGAGUCCCUCCAGAACAGUCGUCCCAGUAUCACCAUUGGCUCAGAAACAUCAUGAAGUUGCUACCGCCUCCAUUCUCGAAGAUCUGUCAGCAGUGGAUCGUCUGCUAAUCACGAAGCGGCUUCGCGUCAGGAGCGUAAUCUUCCUGCGGGGGAAGAAGAAUAAAUUCUUCGUAAGAACCCCAGACAGCAACCUCGUGUUUACGGUAGAGGAAGAGAACAGCUGGUGGGUGGGCUACCUCUGCUAUGGGCUGCGGCCUAUGCAGCUGCGCGUCAUCAACAACCUUGGCCAGGAGGUGAUGAGGAUAAACCGGCCCUACGCCUGCACCGCGCGGGUGCUGCCCUGCCAGCUGCAACACCUGGAGGUGUUCUCGCCACCCGGACGCCUCAUCGGCACGAUAGAGCAGCAGUGGGCAGCCGUCAGGCCGCUGUACCUCGUGAGGAACGAAGACGGCGACGAGGUGUUCACGAUACGCGGUCCGUACGUCACGAUAAGCCUGUUCCGCGACGUUGAGUUCACCAUUAGGCGGCAGGGAGGCGAUCUGGUGGGAAACACCACCAAGAGAUGGCAAGGGCUGCUGCACGCUCUGUUCUUAGCGCCGAUCACCGACAGGUUUGGCGUGUCUUUCGACAGAUGUUUAAGCGUCGAGGAGAAGGCUCUCCUCUUAGCUGCGACACUCCUCAUCGACUACAUGUACUACGACGUG
Messenger RNA from Iphiclides podalirius (scarce swallowtail), 765 nucleotides. The record is from the annotation of a GenBank genome assembly. NCBI's taxonomy places the organism in Eukaryota, Metazoa, Arthropoda, Insecta, Lepidoptera, Papilionidae.